This is a messenger RNA of Kwoniella shivajii, 2202 nucleotides long. RefSeq lists its product as uncharacterized. The transcript has 9 exons. The record is from RefSeq and is a predicted model, not a curated record. NCBI's taxonomy places the organism in Eukaryota, Fungi, Basidiomycota, Tremellomycetes, Tremellales, Cryptococcaceae. Bases 1 to 2202 code for a protein of 733 amino acids.
AUGUCCCGACCUACGAGGGAACGUAAACCAGCCUCCAUAUACGGAAAUAUGACUUCAUCCGAUCAGCCUUAUGGGUCAGAUGAUGAAGAUUAUGGUGAAACUCCUGAAAUCGAUAAUGGAUCUGAAUCUGGAUCUCAAGGCUAUGGUGGUUUCGCCGGUGAGAAUGAAGAUGAGGAGGAAGACGAAGAGCAAGUCGAGGGGAAAGGAAGCGAUGAUGACGACGAUGAUGAUGAGCAAGAGAGAUUGAAAAGACCCAUACGAAACAGACCAGCUAAGCAAGUCAAAUCUGGGCACGCUUCGAACUCCAAGGUUAAGCCAGCUUCAACUACAUCCUCCUCAAAAGGAAAAACAGUCAUCAAAGCCAAAGAAGUCAAGAAAAAUAUUAAACUGAUUCAACUCAAACCUGCUGUUACCAAGAAAAGCAAGCAAACAGUCGAUUCUGAUGAAGAAGAGGAAAAUGAUUCUCGAGAAGAUGACGAUAAGAAUGCAGAUGAUGAUUCAGAAGGAAAGGCAGAGCAAAAAAAACCUUCCCAAAGUUCCGGGACUAAAAAGGUUGAAGACAAGAAGCAGGCUUCAGCUACUAAAGCCAAGGUUCAAAAGAAAAUCACGUCUUCGACUAAAAAGGCAGCCUCGCCCGAAUCUUCUGACAAUGAGAAACAAUCCGAAGCGGAAGAUGAGGAGGACGAAGACGCCCUUAGCGAUACCGAGAAACAAUCGAAGCUUUCGAAGAACAUCGCUAAAGCAGAAAUCACUCCUGCUGACAACCCCACCAAAAAGGGCAAGACACCUUCCGUCAAGAAGGCAUCAGCCCCGCCAAAAAACAAGUCCGCCGAACUGAAGAAGCCUGCUAACAAAGCUCAUGCGAACAAGAUCGUACUCGCUCCUGCUAGUGGAUCCUCGUCAGCCAACAGUACCACUGGAAACAAGAAAGGUAAAUUCACCGGUCUUGCCCCUAAAAACUCCAGUGUGGCUCCUUCAUCCUCUUCAUCUUUCGCCAAACCUGAUACUGCGAACAAAGGUAAAUCUGCUGUCACCAAGAAACAGAACUCUGGUGAAGACGAAGUUGAAAGCGUUGAGCAGGAGCGACGAAAAGCAAAAGUCCUCGUCACCAAGAAGGGAAAAGGGCUCGUUAGCAAACCGGCGGCUCCGAAAAAGGCCGCAGCUGUCGAGACUAAUAAAGCUGAAGUUCGAAACAAGUCGAAACAAGUCGACGAAGAUGUAAAGGAGAAAGAUAAUGAUGAAGGAGUCGAAGAUGAAAAAGAGCUUGAUACAGCUGAAUCUUCCUCUUCUGUUGUACCAGAUGGUCCCACUGCUAAGCCUCGAGACAACUCUCAGUCCAAGUCAUCGAAAGAAGUCAAUAAGCGACCUCGAGCAAACUCGCCCGUCAGAUCUGAAAAGGGACCCAACUCUAAGAUCUGUUCGACGGCCAAAAUCGACUCGCCAGCUACCGUAUAUGAAGGAGAGAGUGAUAUAUCUGCUCAUACCGUCAAGAGAAAGGAGCCUGCCAAGACCAAAAACCUUGACCAGCUAUCUUCCGAGGAUGAGGCGAACCAAAAGGAGCGAGAGGUCUUGGAUCAAGUGGUCUUGGGAGAAGUUGGGCCCAAAGGCAGUCCAGCUUCCACCAAGACCGUCGACCGUCAUUCUGGUGCUAUGGAAGUUGAUAUCCCGGAUCUUAACAAUGAAACACAGCCGUUCCUUGCGUCUGAAAAGCCAGGCAAAAAUGAGGAACUCGUUUUGAUACAAGGCUCUUACCCUACUCCGGUCACUCCUCCCAAGCGAAAAGCUUCUGAUACGCCUUCGACCCCUUGUCCUUCACCUAAGAGACCUUCUCCUGGUCAAAAAAUCGAUAAUGUUCUUCGAGGAUCCAUCAUGUCUUCUCUCCUCAGCUCCAAUUUCCUUAAGACAUUGAAGUUCAAUGCUAUCGAGACUCCUACUUUCACAUCUGCCAAGAUUUCGAGACACUGGAGAGAGGUUCUGGGGCCUGAACUUCAGAAACUGUUUGCUGGAGCGCCACCUGAGAAAGGCAAGGCUAAGAUGGAGAAAUGGGUGAGGUUGGGAAUGUGGGAUGUCGUUCAAAAGAAUUAUGAUAAACUCGAUUGGAAAUCUCUUGAACAUCAAAGUGGUAUCUGUACUACUAAGCUCAAACGACAUUUCAGAGAGAUCAUCGUCAAGGAAGGAGUCAAGCACAUCGAGAGCUGUUAA